AUGUCACUCACGACGACGACCUUCGUAAGCCACAGCUCGGGCGUCAACGCCGCGCUGCUGGAGUUGGCGCACAGCCGAAAUACCAUCUACGAGAACACACGCAUGUCAGGCGAGAACCGCACGGCACACCGCAUGCUGCCUGUUGACCGACGUGAAAGCAGCAGCGACGCACUCGAAGACUCGUACGCGCGCAAUAUGGCCAAGUAUUUCGGUGUGAAGGCACCGCCCGCUUGCGGGCGGACUCACAGAAUGCCGUUUUCGCGACAGGAAAAGUUGCUGAAUGAGGCGUUGCUGCUGGUGGCGCACAGCCGACGCUCCAUUUAUGACAAGACGCGCAUCUCGGGCGAGAACCGCAGCGCGCAUCGCAUGCUGCCCACUGAUCGCCAGGCGGAGCGGAGUGACCGCUGCUCGGACGCUAUGGACGCGUCCUACGCCAGCUCCAUGGCCAACUACUUCAUGACCAAGAGUGCCAGUCGACUGUGA
This is a messenger RNA of Phytophthora nicotianae INRA-310, 483 nucleotides long. RefSeq lists its product as hypothetical. The transcript has a single exon. The record is from RefSeq and is a predicted model, not a curated record. NCBI's taxonomy places the organism in Eukaryota, Oomycota, Peronosporomycetes, Peronosporales, Peronosporaceae. Bases 1 to 483 code for a protein of 160 amino acids.